Messenger RNA from Caenorhabditis auriculariae, 12286 nucleotides. The record is from the annotation of a GenBank genome assembly. NCBI's taxonomy places the organism in Eukaryota, Metazoa, Nematoda, Chromadorea, Rhabditida, Rhabditidae.
AUGAGCCAUCCGUCAGAGCCGUCCGCCGAGAACCCAAUCGAUUAUCUCGACGCCCUGGGAUCCACCAAAUCUCUUAUCGCCUACCAACCUUAUCAACUGCACUCCCGGGCUGUCCUCAACAUAUGGCUCUACCGUUUUCUACUCUUCCUUCACCCUUUUUGAAUCUAAUCGUUGCUCUUCUGAAUAGUUUCCGCGGCGAGCCUAUAAAACAGAACUAGAAAAGGCACGAAAUUAAAAUAUUCCCGAUUUGAGCUCCAUUUUCCUUAGCUUCCAUUUUAUGAGUUCAGACUGAUCCUUCAAGAAAUGAGUACAUUUUGAAAGUUCACUCAAAAUUCGAACUCUUUAUAUUCAAAGUCAUGAUCCCUUGCAAAGUUUAAAGACUCACGUGGACGACGCCCAGCACCUUUAAUUGUUGCCAACAUCCACAGCAGAUUUCUCUGAACGCUUCUCUAACCCAAAGUUAUAGCUCUUUUUGUUGGUCUGUAACUGUUAAUAUAUCAUAUUUUCAAAAGUCGGAACGAUUAAUUAACAAACUUGUAAUCUCAGAAAAUUUUGCCUCGUUCAUCUAACUUCCUUUCUUUUUUCUCAUUUUUCAAUGCCUCGCAGAUAUCCAAAAAAAAAAAUCCUAUUCUGAAUAUAUUAUUCAAGUUGCAUCAAUUUUUUAAUAUCUUUGUUUUUCACUACAUUUCUGUACACAAACACUUUUUUCUAAAUUAAUUCGAUCAAGUCUGAGAAGAAAGGCUGGCUUUAAAAAAAAAGCUGUCACAUUUCAUCAAUUCGGCAUAGCGUUUCAGUGUUCAUUUGACUUUAAGCCGCACGUUUUUUGAAUCAGAAUAAGAAAAGAAUUCACAAAAUAUGUUGAUUAUUUGUGUUUUUAGACUGUUGAAGCUACAAAAGUUGGAAUCAUAACCUAUGUGAUUGUUAGCGCCGGAGUCACUCCAGGAAGGUGAAUCUGAACAAAGAGAAACAAGAAGAACUGGUCUGUGGCGAAAGGACCACGAUUGAAAAGGAGGAACUCAACGGCCAAGCGCCUCGAGAUAUGAGGCCUGACGAUGGCCCAGGUAUCUAAUGUUCGAAAGUAGUUUGGAAUGAACUGUUUCAGAGAACGGACCGAAGUCGUCGAGUUCAACCUCGAGAGAAAGGAUAUUUGGCGUUCUCGCGCUGUUAUUUUUUCUUCUUUUUAUCUUAUUGUUAGCGGCAGGUCUUUAUUUUUAUCUGACACAUACUGUCGCCACGGAUAUUUGCCUUACACCAGGAUGCAUCAAAACAGGUGAUUUAUGAGAACUGCAGAAAUCCUUCCCAAUCAUACUCUUUUUGCAGCAUCCGUGAUACUGUCUUCUAUGAACUCAACCGUCGACCCCUGCACGGAUUUCUACGAAUACGCCUGCGGUCAGUGGAUUCGUGGACAUCCGAUUCCUGACGACGCUCCGAGUGUAUCCAACUUCGAGAACUUGGGUCAAGAUCUAGAAUUUGCUCUUAAAGGUGAGCCGCUCAAAACCAAGUCUUUUCGUCGCACAAAAGCGACGACUUGGGAAUGCAAAACCGUUUUGCAAGAGGUUCUCUAAUACAGAAAUUCAGCGAAAUAAAUUGAAAAAAAAAUCAAAGUUUUACCUUAGAAAAAAACUUCCUAUAAGCAUAAGGAACUAAAACUUUCAACGAAUUAAAAAUAGCGAAAAAUUAUUUUCUCCUCAAUGAAAAGUGAUAAUAAGGAAUUUUAAAGUAAAUUUCUCACAUGACUGGAAAAAAUCCUAGACAACAACAUAAUAGACGCUUAUAUCGAAAAACUAUAGUUUCUUUUUUUGAAUGAUAAAGGAAUCUAUAGAACUGCUGGAAAAGAAAGAACCUUCGCUGGAUUCGGCAACGAGCGCCGUCGCCAAAGCUAAGCACUUCUACAGGCUCUGUUUGAAUGAGUGUCCGUUUUCCUUUUUCAUCAGGUUCUCAUCAAUUCCUUUCUAGCCGAAAUAGUGGACAACUGGAGGACGACUUUCGACGAAGUUAUAAAAAGCUUCGGCGGCUGGCCGAGUCUCGGAUCUCCCAUGCCUCCUGACGUCAACAUUGAGAAGCUUUAUGGUUUUUUGAAUCUUAUCGAAAUUCCAACUGCAUUCAACACGAUUAUAGGAUUGAUGGUAGCGAAGUUCAAAGCCGAUUUUCUGUUCAAAGCUACCGUACAACCCGACGACAAGAACUCCCAGCGACACGUCCUAUUGGUAACUUUUCCUCAAAAAUGUCAUCAUAAUUAAAAAACCUUUCUUUUGCAGAUUGAUCAACCAACAUUGAACCUAUUUGCUCGUGAUUUCUACGUUCUUGCCGAGAACGAAGAACGUCUGGCGUAUCUCACAUUGAUACGGUAGGUGAACCUCUGAAUAGCAUUUCUCUUUGGUCAAUUAUCCUCCCACUUAGCGGAAAAUCUCAAAACUUCAGUGAUGUACUGGUGCUUCUGAACGCGAGACCUGACGUGGCAACCCGUGACGCCGAAGAAAUAAUCGAGUUUGAGACUGCCCUGGCCAACGUUCGGCCUCCAUCGUUUCCUAUGUUUCCUGGGCUUUUGUAGAUUACAAUGGCUGAUGAGCAAAGACACGACAUCGCCGAGUUGUACACAAAAGUAACAUUGGGCGAGAUGCGGCGAAAACUUCCGAACUUCGACUGGUUUUCCUUCUUCAACCACAUCUUCCAUGACAUCAAAAACACAGUGAGUUUGAGUCAGAAGUGAUCAAAAAAUCAAAGAGAACAUUUUGCGUUGAUGUUGUUGAUGAACAUAUACUGGAAUGCUCUUUUAAAAAAGAAAAAACUAAGGACGAAAUCCUCUUCGAGUUGGGUUUCUUUCAAAAAAUAAGGAGCUCGCACCACAUUUUCAAUAAAAGAGGAGUACCUGGAAGUUAUAUGGAACUUAUUCUGGUGUUUGCUUUGGUACCAAAUCUGCAAAAAUAUUUUUUUCUGGACUCUACUUGAUUUUCUUUCAGAACGGAGAGCGGAUAACGUUUGAUGAUAGCGCCGAAGUUGUAGUCUACGGAUUCGAGUUCCUACGGCGACUCGACCAUCUUUUGCCCAACUACGACCGGAGGUUCGAACAUUUUUCUGUGACUGACUCCUUCUCUUCAGGAAGAUCGUCAACUACAUGCAGUGGUGCUGGUUCUUCAAGACUAUGCUCCGUGAUCUCCCUGACCCAUUUGCUCUCACAGUCUUCAAGUUCUACAAAUCUCUCAAUCGUGGGUAUUUCACCAAUCAAAAGCGAAUCUGAUGCUUUUAAAUGAAACAUUUAUGUUUCUUUCUAGUUAUGAACGUGCAAAAGGUUCGAUGGCACGGUUGUGUCACCAGAAUCAACAGUUUGAUGCCGAUGGCGACGUCGGCCAUCUACGUCAAAAACCACUUCGAUCACGAAGCCAAACAGCAGGUUCUCUUUCCCAAACUAUCCAGCUCGAUUUUGAAGUUUCAAAGAAUUUUUUAUCUCAAAACUUUUUUGAAAAAUCACUAAACUUAUUGAUCGGAGAUCAUAAUACACUGCGACGCAUAAUUAUAGACUCACCCUUAUUUCUCCGAAUUUAAGAAAGUUUGAAAAACUUUCAGGCACCAAACUUUUUUUGUGAUAAACCUUGUUGAUAAAGAACAUAAUCAUAUCAUAAUUAUCAAUCACCCAGUUGAAAAGUUUUUCAAGAUACGAGAAAAUCUGAUUUUUGACCGACGCAGAAUUAUAGACCCACCCCAGAGUUUUCCGAGUUUCCGUUUCCGGAAACACGUUUUUCCUGUUUUUUUCCAGUGGUAUAUAAGAGAAAAGUCCUCGUGUAUCACUAUAAGCCAUAAUGCCUGAAUCUACUCAACUUGAUAAUACCGAAAAAGCGGUAAUCGAUGCUCUACUCACAACGGCUUGUCCCAUCGGGAAAUCGCUCGUCAAACGGGUCGCUCAAGACGAACUAUUGACCGUUUAUGCAAGGAAUCCGCAAGAAUACGGCACAGCAAUACAUUCUGGACGGCACAGGCUGCUAUCGGUUCAAGCUGAACGAGACGUCUGUCGAAAAGCAUCAAACUCUACGAAGUCCGCCAACCAAAUCAGAUCCGAAAUUCCUGAAAACGUCUCGAAGGACACCAUCUUACGAACAAUUCAUCGGUCCGGUCGACUUGUGAAUACUCCAAUGAAGGCAGCACCUCGUCUACAGCAACGCCAUUAGAAUGAACGGCUCGAGUUUGCACGCUCUAACAUGGCCACGGAUUGGAAUAAGGUAUCAAUGUUUUCUAUCACCUUAUGAUUCCCAAUUUUUCUGUUCAGAUCAUCUUCAGCGACGAGAAGAAAUUCAACCUUGAUGGGCCAGAUGGGUACGCUCACUACUGGAGAGAUUUGAGGAAAGAUCCGAUGUAAUUAUCCAAGAGAAACUUUGGCGGCGGCAGCCUCAUGGUUUGGGCGGCUUUCUGCGGGAACGGGACGGUAGCUCUUUCUUUUAUUGGGACCAGAACGAAUUCGCAAGACUACCAGCAACUGCUUGCCCAGCAUCUCCUGCCCUAUCUCCGUCGCCUACGACGUGCUAAUAUGAUUUACCAACAAGACAAUGCAUCUGUUCACGCGAGCAACUCCACAUUGGCUUGGUUUGCGGCCAAUAACGUGGUUCUUCUGGACUGGCCCGCGUGCAGUCCUGACCUCAACCCUGUAGAGAAUUUAUGGUCAGUCCAUGUACGAAGGGUCUACGCGAAUGCCAAGCAGUAUACAACGGUCAACGAUCUGAAAAGAGCGAUUCGUGCCGAGUGGGAUGGUUUGAACAAGUCACUGCUGCAAUCACUCGUUGGCAGCAUGCCGAACAGGAUUUUCGAAGUCGCUCAGAAACAAGGAGGCAUCACACAUUAUUAAUUAAUCUUUUUGUUAUACUUUGUUGAUUUGUGAAAUGAAUUUUUGUUGAUUACUUAUAGUGGGUCUAUAAUUCUGGGUCGGUUAAAAAAAUCAGAUUUUUCUCGUAUCUUGAAAAAAACUUUUUCAACUGGGUGAUUGAUAAUUAUAUUAUGAUUAUGUUCCUUAUCAACAAGGUUUAUCACAAAAAAAGUUUGGUGGCUCAAAGUUUUUCAAUCUUUUUUUAAAUCGCGGAAAUUAGGGUGGGUCUAUAAUUAUGCGUCGCAGUGUAGUAAUUACCUUGGUAAAGUGGAUUGAGCUCAUUUCUGAAUUUUAAUUUCGUGCUAAAAGUCUGGACUCUUUCGAGGCGCAGGAUUGUUCCAAUAUCAAUAGUAGCAUCGAAAAACAACACUAAAAUAGCACUGGACCUUGUUUUUGCAGGUAGAAGAGAUGAUCUCCUUGAUCAUGGAAUCUUUCGUCGACUUGCUGCUCUCGGAGGACUGGCUCACCGCUGAAACGAAAAAGUUUGCAAUUCAGAAGGUUUGCUCGGAUAUCUUUAACACUUGUUAUUUUUAUUCGCAAAUAGAAUUUUUAGAAAAAAGGAAUCACUUUUAUACAAAGCAAAAGGGUUAUUGAGGUGAACGAAAUGAAGCGCAAAAUCGGCUAUCCAGAUUAUCUGAACGACCCAGCGGCAGUCGACUCGGAGUACGCUCACUUCAAAGUUGGCGUUGCCUGUUGCAAGAUGACAUGAGGGUUCAGGUCUAUCCAGAUCACUACUACAAGACCAAAUUCGACUUUUACGAGCAGUACCAACGCGACGUCUUGAAGCGAAUCACGCAGCCAGUAGAUCGCGAAAGGUUUUCUUGCACAUUAUCAAUAAAACAACAGUAAACGGGUUCGAAAAGAAUUUGGUUUGGAAUUUAUCCACUCAAAAUCUGUCUAGCAUUUCACCUUCUCAACCGGCAAACUUUCUCGAAAGAUACUGCUAUGAAUAGUCAAAAUCAAUUCAAAAAAAUAUAAAGAUUCGGACCUUUCACAUGUUAGAAAUCAACGCCGAAACAAUUGUCCUCCACGAAGGCCGAGAUUAUCAAAUUUGAGGCGAAUAGAGAAAAAAAGCUGUUUUGAAAUUUAUUGUGGCAAAACUCGUGGAGCACAGACUAUUUUUGGUGUCAUGAGCUUGUGCUUUAGCUUUUGGAAAGACUUCUGAUAUCGUUUCUUGGGCUUUGUUUUCAUAUAAACUGGCACGAGCUAGAAUUAAUUUUUCAACUGAAUUCUUUCUCCAGAUAAUGAAAAAAGCUAUGCUCAGUUCUGGCCUAAGUUUUUUUUUCUCGCGGAUGUUUCUGUUGGCACGUCUCAUCCAAUAGCUUCGUUGCGGCUAUAAAUUGGCUUCGUUCCCCCGUCGAACGAGGCCAAUACUUGGUGUUGUCCUAAUUGUUUACCGCAUUUUCCAAAGUAGACGUGAAAAAGAUUAGCUUCAAAAUAGCAGUUCCAGGCUGAAGACUAUUCACAGGAAAUCAAGUCGUUUUCUAUGUUCACUUGAUGUCUCUAAUUGACCCCGAAAUCAAAUUGAACCAUUAUUAAUUGUAUUUUUUUUUAUCAGAACUGGUAGGGAUCUCUCACUGAAAACCACACUGCGUAUUUUGAUGAAAAAACUUUCCCUCAUCUUUUGAACUUUGCAGAUGGGUUGCGGGUGCGGCACUCGUGAACGCUUUUUACAGUCCUAAUACCAACGAAAUAAGUUAGUAUUUUUUAUAAAAUAGAAAUUUUGAGAUUUUUCUUCAGUUUUUCCGGCGGGAAUUUUACAACCAGUGUUCUACAGCAAGGACUUUCCCUCGUCGAUGAACUUCGGCGGCAUAGGCGUCGUUAUUGGCCACGAAAUAACUCAUGGAUUCGAUGACCGAGGUUCUAACUCGAGCGUAAUCAAAAGAUGAAGCUGACUUUUUUGAGGAAGACUCUACGACAACUUGGGAAACAUCCGUCAGUGGUGGGACAACGCAACUAUUUCGAAGUUCGAGCACAAGGUUAACUAUCAAAUUGAAACUUAGCUGGAAUAAGGUUUUCAGGCCGAGUGCAUCGAACAGCAAUACUCGAGCUACGUGCUUGACCAGAUAAAAAUGCAGAUCAACGGGAAAUCCACCAAAGGAGAGAACAUUGCCGACAACGGCGGCUUAAAACAAGCCUACAGGUGGACAGUGAGGCUUUUGUUUUUGCUGAAAUCAGCUUCAGAGCGUAUAAGCGCUACGAGGCCCAGCACAACACGCCGCCGAAACUUCCUGGAGUGAACCUGACACACGACCAGCUUUUCUUCCUCAACUACGCCCAGAUCUGGUGCGGAACCAUGAACGACAAGGAGGCCGUUCGGAAGCUGAGAACUUCAGAACACUCGCCAGGACCGAUUCGGUAAGACAUCGCCUCGAAAUAACAAGAUAUUUUACUUAUUUCACUUCCACCAGUGCAAUACCAUGCAGAGACUCUUUGGUCAGAACUGUUUCUGAAAAUCUAAAUAAUAAACGUUGGCAAUUACUAUUCUGAUUUUUCAGAGUGAAAGGACCACUUUCCAAUUCGCUGGACUUUGCCAAAGCCUUCCAUUGCGCGCCAGGAUCACCAAUGAAUCCUAACCACAAGUGUCGCGUUUGGUGACCUUCCUUCUUCUUGCCACUUUUCGACCGUUUCUUCCCACUUAUUUCCUUGUCAUCUCGAUCUAUACAUUGUGCACAGUACUCGGCCAGCAUCUGCGCAUCUUUAUGAACUUUAUUGCACUUAAAAAUCCCUCAUUUGUAAACACCUUGUUGAGAAAUUUGAAAAAAAUGAUUUUCUAUCUAACAAUAAAUCUUAAAAUAUUUACCUUCGUGCAUGCAAAGAAAGUGCUAGCUCAGAAGUUACUUUGACCCCAUCAGAGACCAAAAAUCUUUCAGUUCGAAACAUUUUAAAAACAACUAAAUGUCCGUGUGAAAUCUUCACUCGAAGUGGUCGCUCUCAUUUCGAGGCUUCCACCUAGAGCACCGUCUCCGGGUCCCAGGGGUUCCAGGAGGCGACGCAUGCAUAAGAGUUUCUGAAACUUGCGAAAUUAUUUUCUCUCAGACCCACUUAUGUCAGGGUAUUUCUCAUGUUAGCAUAGCCGGCUCGUCACCUCCAGAGGAGGCGGACCUACGGUACGGAUUGAACACGCGAGUGGGCGUGGUCGAUGGCGACGCUUCCAAAAAAGAUGCUCAUUCGAAAUUUGCGUGUGCGCGUCAAGCCAUGAUGUCCUUGCAACACGUGGUUCUUGCUCUGCUCGUCGUCGUCUCCGCGGUCGUCCUGCCCUCUGUCCAGGCUCUCCAGAGGCACCAGGUACUUUUCCAUAGCUUUCAGAAAGUUUUUGUACUAUCCUUUAUAGACGCGCCAGAUCUUCUUUCCAUUACUUUUUGUUCUUUUACUUUCGCCUUUUUACUGAUUCAAGUCAAAGUGGCGCCGAUGAUAUUCUGUUAACUGAAUGAUUAUAGUAUCAUCUUAUCUUUCUGUGAAAUUUUAAACACGCUAAUUAGAGAAUCUUUUUGGUUUUAUGAAUAAAUAAGAAGGAUAACAUUCUUCUCCGACCUGGUCGACGUAAAAAACGAUAGGGACAACAAAGCCUCAUUCAUUGAAAAAAGCGGUGGACCAUUUUUUGAAGCAGAAUUUUUGAACUUUUAUCGAUCAAAUGAAAGGAAAUUUAACAGAGAAGAGGAAGAUAAUUUCACUUUGUAGUUAGGAACUCACUAAAAACUGGUGUCAGAAUACACCUUGUCGACUAUAUGAACAGCCUGAAAUUCUCAAGCCUCCUAACUUUUUUGGUUGAACACUUCAAGGUCGAAGAAAGUCGUCAAAAACAGCUAAAAUAGGUCAUUUUGAGAAUUUAAAGCCAUAUUUCUCGAAAACUGAGAAGUUUCGCGCUUCGAUACUCUCAGGAUCUUCAACUUCAUCAUCCAAAAGAAAGAUUCUGGCCGAUUUUUCAGAAAUGCGCAGUCAAGAAGUAAAAUCACCAUUCCAGGGAGAACUUUGCAUAAUCUUCGCUGGCACUCUUUAAUUAUCUAACUUAACUUUCAUACAACAAUGAGAAUUAUUAAAGCGCUAUGUUUUUUUCAACUAAAUUGUUGUGAAAAUUUAAAUCGAGUUCCGAGUAAGGACUUUUUUUCUAGUGAAACUCUUUGCGUUUCUACAGCCUUUUUUUAUAAAUAAACAUAUUCCUUUUCUUCCUUGAAACUGGUCUAUAUUGAUUUUUGUCUCAUCAGGGUGAAAUCAACAACUUUAUACCAUUGCUGAAAUAAAUCUUUCAAACACCCACCAAAACUCAAUUUUUACUCUAAUCGAUGAAAAUUUCAUCUGUUUGGAUUCUCUAAUUGAAACCAACAAAUUGGAAAACUUGCUAAAUGCCAAACGCAGCCUUCCUCGAAACGUCAAUUAUUUUAUAAAAUUGGCUCUCGAAUCGAAAUGUCUACUUGUUAUGCUUUGGCAUAAUCCAAUUAAAUUUCCCUUGUUCAUGUUUACGAUUCUUUUCUCGCCUUCUUAUCAUCAUGAGUUUUAUGUCUCUUCAAGAAAUUUCGAAAAACAGUGAAUAUUAUUUUUUUUUUCAUUCUAAAUGUGAAUAGUUCUACAUUAAUUUGUCAUGAAUGAGUAGAGGCCAUUUCUCACAUGAAUUGAAAUACUUAAUUUAUCUCCAAAUAUUGAAUCGACGCCAACAAAAGGAUAAGUAUGCAUAAAUUACUUUGCUUCUUUUCACUUAAAAUUCAGAAGAAAAAAGGUCCAGCAGAUUUUGAAAAAUUAAAGAACUUUUUACCUCCUCAAAAAGGCCUCUAGAGGCGGACUUGUCAAACGGACCUUUUUGGAUGAAAAAUGUCGGUGUGACCUCUGGAAAACGCGGCCGAAAUGGCGUGCCACACAGUCGUAUGCCCCUGGCUGUUUCCUCUUUCGCCUAGAGAACCAAUUUAUUUCUGACGACCUCUCAUAAUUUCGAUUAUUCCUACGGUUAUGUAACUUAUGCUCACGAACGUUUGAAGGUUUUUUUGAGUUAUUAUCGAAUAAAUUUCACUGUGGCGGUGUAUUUUUCCAGUUGAAAUGUUUUCAGUUUUUCUAAGAAAAUUGAAAACAAAUUCACUCGCUAUUUUUGACAAAAAAAAUAAUACCUUAUCUGUUUUUUCAGAUGAUUUUGUAGAAUAGGUCGGUGAACUUUUUUUGGCCUCAGUAUUUGAUAUCCUGGAAGAAAUAACUCAUUCAUGCUUAAGUUCCACGCUUUCGAGAAAAUAAAAUCUCGCUCCAAGUAACUUUUAUAAAAAAAAUGUUUAGAGAAAAAUAAAUAUUUUUGUGUCUUUUUUCUUAUUCUAUUGAGUCCUAAAUUUGACAAAAAAAGUAAAACAAAAUUAAAAAUGACUUUAGAAUUCCAUAUUCUCAUGCUCCUUUUUUUGAAAAAAAUAUGGAAAAAUACAGAAGCCAAGAUAUUGGUAUGAGAAAUUUUUAAUAAUAUUAUUUAUUUACAAGCAGAACAAAAUAACAUGUACAGAAAAAAAAAGAGAAAAAAAUUGGCAUUAAGCCUGAAAUAAAUAAAUAAAAUUUGAUCAAUAUCGGCUUUGAACCUCAUCUCUCAAGAAUAUUUUUUUCACAGCGAACAAAAGUAAAGCGAACGCAAAGACAUAAAUCGAACAAAUUUUCAAAGAAAUAAAGAGAACUGUUUUUAAAAGCGACUCGGACCUCGAUAACGCAAAACGGACGCGCCCUGACUUUUCCGAGACGCUGUAUAGUCUGUUCAGAUUUUGAAUGUCAAGCAGCUAACUCCACCCCCAAAGCUACAAUAUCUUUCGCGUCAAUGUUUGAUCUACAGAUGACGAUGGCCCUUUAAUAAGGCUGCAUUUUUGACUUCUUUUUCUAUCUUUUAGAUCAAAAAAGAUCAAAAUUAGUCCCGCGCGUUAAAACAUCGACCCGAAAGGGUACCGUCUCAGCAGGGGCGGAGUUAGCUGCUUGACAUUUAGAAUCUGAACAGACUAUAGAGGUCACUUGAGAGCGCUGACUCCGCUGGUAGUCUUUUAAAAUGCUCAGAAACGUACGAGGCGCGACCGGGUUUGCAUUAAAAAUAUUCACUCGGACAUUGGUAACGCGAAACGGAAGUGCUCCGGACGUUUCUGGGCGAUUCAAGGGAUCACUUAAGAGCGUUAAGGCUACUAAAGUGGUCACUAGAAAUGCCCCGACACGUCCGAUUCGCGUCCCGUUCGCGUUACCAAGGUCCGAGCACCUUAAGGUCCGAGGAUGAGUUUUGUCCAUGGAGCAAUUUUGCUGCGGAAACGAGAUCGCGCGCGAUCUCGUUUCCUGGGCUUUGGGCUUUCAUUUUCAAGAAAAAGCUUGCUGGGCUUCAAAAAAAAAAAUAAGCCGCCCGGCCUGAUGCACAAGCAUGAUCGCGAAAAUAAAAAUGCAUCACCGGCGCGGCUGUGAAGCAGUACUUCUGUAGUAAAUUAUGCUUCAUUCCAAUGAUGAAUAUUAUAUUCGCAACACAGCGUUUUUUGUUAUUACGCAUGGUCAAGACUUCUCGUAAAUUAUGAUGCUUAGAGUGUAAGCACACCGAGACGCACUAUCGAACACUCGAAAUUUUUUUUUCCAAUUAACUCUUUAUAAAGAAAGCUUUCCGUGAAUCUUGAGAGAACUUUAGAGGGUGGUUCUUGUAAUCCAAAAGCGGGUCCUGAACAGAUCAAAACUACUGUAGUCGUACGAUUUAGGGCGCCCGCCCCUGGUAUUUUUUUUCUGCAUUUUCUUUCACUGACAAGAACGCCGUGGCAAGCGACUUCGCUUUGAUCUGAGUAGUUAUUUUUAGUGGAUAUUUCUCUGUUAGUGCUCUGAUUGAAUUAAUUCCUUUUUAUAUUUAAAAGCAUAACCGUCUGAGUGAUUUUUUUUUUCAAAUUUCCAUGACUUUUUGCUGCUCUUGAAUCGGAUCAAUCCAUAGGCGAAUCGAGAAAAGGUUUCGCGAGACCCUCUGAGGUAUAUCUGAGGCUCUGAAGUCUUACGAUGGUACCUCGAGGAUACCUCUGAAGACUGAGCAAAACGAGAUAGACUUGAGGGAAUGCCUCCGAGAUGGCUCAGAUAUAACUAAAAGGUAUGCCGGAGGUCUCACGAUGGACAAAUUAUGGGGUCUUCUCGAUCCAUUUUGAGAGGUACCUUCGUGGACACAUUAUGGUACCCUCUCGAUUCGCCUGUGUCGAGAUAUGCUCUCUUCUUUUUUUUUUUGAAAUGGCCACCAAAUUCUGAAAAAGAGAAAGACUAUUUUUCAUCUAUUUCGAGUUUUUUGAGAAUCAAUUUUAUUUUGUCAUAUGAAAAUUUCAGGAUGCGACGCUUCUAGCAGAACCAGGCUACCGCUUCGAGGUUCUGACGUCAAAGAGAGACGCUCCUGGCUUCGGCUGGAACGAUUGCGAGUUUUCGCCACUCAGCUGUCUUCUGCGACGGAAACGGGACGUCUCCGCAACGCUAGAUCAUCGAAAGUAG